UCUUCGUUGCACCGGAAGAGACCGUCGUAGUGGCUCUGUCAGAGUUCAAAGGUUAUCAACGUCACGUCAAGCUAGCUGCUGAAGAAGCUUGUUCUAAAUAUUAUAAAAAUGUCAACUUCAGAAGAAGACACGGAGAUGACUGAUCCAUGUGUGCUCGUCACUAGCUGUGACAGUGGUUUUAAAGAAGAAGAUCUGAUAAAACAGAUCCUUAAUUCGAAGACUUUGCCCGAACCGAUCAAGCAAGAAGAAACUGUAGCCUGGUAUCCAUGGACCAUCAACAACAAAUAUUAUACAGCGGAUGUCAGGCUAUGCGCUGUACCAAGCACCUUUAAAAUGUCAUCGGAGAUUGCCCAGUCCAUGCAGGCUUUCAUCGCUUAUUUUGACAGUACAGUGAAGGAUGGUUUAGAAAAGCUACUUCCUUGGAUAUCGGUGGUGGAAGAUCUUGCUCCAGAGGUGCUCAUUCUGGUGUGUGACAGAGUCUGUGAAAAUGGGGUCACCAGACAUGAAGCACAACAGUGGUGUUUGGCUCAUGCCUUUGAGCUGGUGGAGCUCAAUCCACAGGAGUUGCCAGAUGAGGAUGAUGACUUUCCAGAAUCUACAGGAGUAAAGAGAAUCAUCCAGGCUCUCAAUGCCAAUGUGUGGACAAGUGUGGAGAUGAAGGAUGGGCACAAUCAGGGAUUUGGUCUAAUGAGUAGUUUGGUGGCUGCCAGACACAACAACCCACGCAGCUGUCAAGAUCCACAGUCUUCCAGCUUGCCAGUAGAGGGCCCACUUGUUAGUGAGGAAACUAACCAUACAGAAAGUACUGCAAUCACAGAAGUACAGGGAGGAACGGUAGUUGAUGCAAUGACUGAUUUGGACAUCCAGGAACUCGCUAAUCUCACGGCUGGAGAUGCAGAUGUGGAUAACUUUGAACGUCUCUUUACCAAAUUAAAAGAGAUGAAAGGUAAUGACAAAGCUUCUUCAUUACCUCAUGAGCAGAGAAAGGUUCAUGCAGAGAAGGUAGCAAAAGCGUUUUGGGCGGCCAUCGGUGGUGAAGAUGAUGAUAUAGACGGGUUAUCAUCGGGAGAGGAAAGCUAAAAGCAGCUACCUGUGACUCAUUCUUUUCUCCUGGUCCUCCUCCUUUCCUGGGGCUCCCACAAGAUCCAGCGCCCUUUGACUUUUUUUCUUGCACCUCAAAAGUGGAGAUGCUUACAGAUGGUACUGUAGGCAUAGUCAUGCUUAGAAACGUUCAGAUUCUUAAAAUGAAAUGAUUGCAAUACUGGUGUAUAGUGCGAAGCAGUUAAAUAUGUUUAGGGAAAGAAGUGAUCCAACGGAUUGCCCCGACGCUCUGUCUUCUCCCCUGGGUCCCUCGCUGUGUUAUAAGGCCUGAAUGAACCUCAAUACAUGAUGGUGUUGCAGGUGGAAAAACUAAAAUAAAUGAUGUGGUCUUUGAUUUAUGUAUAUGUUCCUUGGGUACUGUUGUCACAUAUAUUUGCAGGUGACAUAAUGUGCCUUAUCCUUAGAGUUGUAAGACAUUUAAUGCACAUUCUGUUGAAUCAACAUAAAGAUUUGUGAUUUUAA
Molecule: messenger RNA, 1563 nt
Organism: Cottoperca gobio
Lineage: Eukaryota; Metazoa; Chordata; Actinopteri; Perciformes; Bovichtidae
Gene: aagab
Product: alpha and gamma adaptin binding protein
Exons: 10
Coding region: 109-1080 (323 amino acids)
Source: RefSeq, a predicted model, not a curated record